AUGGCCGUCUCUCCUCCCCCAGCACCUGCUCCCACGUGUGCCGCACAGAAGAAGAUGGGAAGGGGCCACCUUCGGAGACUAGGCUCUGAGCUCCGUGGGGACCGGCCGCCACGGGUACCCGGCUCCAGAGGCUGCGGGAGCCAAGGGCUGUGGCCGCCGGGGUGCAGGUGUCAGCACCGGCACCAGAUGGGGGGGCCGUCAGGACUGCCAGGCUGCGGUCCCCUCACCCACCACCCACCGCCCACGUGGGGCCCCAGCUGCUGGAGGAUGGAGGAGGGGCUGUGGGUGCCUGGCGGCUGGAGGGAGACCCCGAAGGAGGCUCGCCUGUGUGCCAGGAGCCCAGGGGAGCCUGGCCCCCGGGGCCCCUCAGAGCCCUCAAGUCCUCCAAGCUGGACACACCUGGACAGUGCCUCCUUCUUUAGCCCUAACCUGGAGACUGUCCUGAGGGAACCUCUGGGAACUCCGAGCCCCCAGGUUCAUCCAGGCAGGACCGGGGGAGGUGGGGCAGAGCCAGGGAUGCAGCUGCCUUGCCCACCAGCCGGGAGCUCCGGGCAGCCAACUCCAGGGACCCAGCGUCCUCUCGCCUCCAAGGAGGCCUUCCAACCACAGAGCCCAGGGGACGCGGCCCCAGGGAGGCCAGCCUGA
Hippopotamus amphibius kiboko is the source of this 645-nucleotide messenger RNA. RefSeq names its product basic proline-rich protein-like. NCBI's taxonomy places the organism in Eukaryota, Metazoa, Chordata, Mammalia, Artiodactyla, Hippopotamidae. The coding region runs from base 1 to 645 and encodes 214 amino acids. The transcript has a single exon. The record is from RefSeq and is a predicted model, not a curated record.